ACUUGGAUGAAAAUUGAAAAAACUAUUAAAUCACUUUUUAUAUUGUUUAUUUCUUCUUAAAUUACGCGGUUUCUGUCUCUUCGAAAGCAGAAAAAGAAGAUUUUGAACUGAAUCAUCAUCAACCACUCUCCCAUGGCUGGACCAUCAUGGUUGGUUGACAAAAGUAGAAUUGCGACCAAAAUUAAAUGUGCAUCAGGAACAUGUGAUCCUGAAAAGAUUAUAUGGAGCAGCAAUCCUACAAAGCCUUGCCCAAAUUGUCAACAUGAUAUUGACAACAGUGAUGUAGCACAAGAGUGGCCUGGCUUACCAAAAGGUGUCAAAUUUGAUCCAUCUGAUCAAGAGAUAAUCUGGCACUUGCUUGCAAAAGUGGGGGUAGAAGGUUCCAAACCUCAUCCUUUCAUUGAUGAAUUUAUUACUAGUCUUGAAGAAGAUGAUGGGAUUUGCUAUACUCAUCCUAAAAGUUUACCUGGUAUUAAGCAAGAUGGAAGUGCUUCGUUCUUUUUUCAUAGAGCAAUCAAGGCUUACAACACUGGCAACCGAAAGCGUAGAAAGAUAACAAGUCAAGAUUUUGGUGAGGCCCGCUGGCACAAGACUGGAAAGACUAAACCAAUUGUCUUGGGUGGGGCUCGAAAAGGAUGGAAAAAGAUUAUGGUUCUGUAUGAAAAUAAUAUAGGAGGAGGAAAAGAUGAAAAAACUAAUUGGGUUAUGCAUGAAUAUCAUCUAGGAGCAAAAGAAGAUGAAAAUGAUGGGGAGUACAUUUUCUCUAAAGUGUUUUACCAGCAACAAGUGAAAUUGGGUGAUAAAGAUGAUCAAGAUGUUACUGAAGCAACUGAAGCAACAAUUGUGAAGGUGGUUCCAAACACUCCCAAAUUGGUGACACUUGAUCCUCCUUGCAACAAAAGGCAUUGUGCAAAUCUGGACCAAGGACAAGAAACACAUAGUCUACUGCUGUCUCAGAUGGAUUGUUUACAUGAAAUUCAAGAUGAUUGCCAAGAACUUGCAACUGAAUCUCAAAAUGAAGGGGUGGAAAAUAAAGAAAGUAAUGCUGAGGAAGGCUCGAAAUGGUGGGACAGCCAGUCACAGAAUAUGUUGGAUUCGCAACAACUGGUUGAAGCUCUGUCUCUGUGUGACGAUCUCCUCUACAGCCAGUCUCCCAGUAGAGAUGGAAAACAUGAAGAUCAUAAGAGCCAACCUGGUCUUUCUGUUUAUGCUCAGCUAGGACCAGAAUGUCUGAAGAAGGAUAUUGAAGAGUGUCAAAAUCUUGUUGUCCAUGAUCCUGCAAAUAUAGUGAAUGAUAACCCUUCAGAGAUUCGACUAAGUCAGCUGGAAUUUAGUUCACAGGACAGUUUUAUUUCCUGGGGAUACAACAAGGCUGUGAACUAAUUUAGUUCCUCACCUUGGCUAGGGAAAUACUUUUCGUAGCUGCAUUUUGUUGUGUCCUAUCUUAAUUAUGGGCUAAAAUAUUUUCCAUUUUGGCUGAAGUAAACUCAAUUAUUACUCGCUGUCUGAUUGGACUGUAAUGAAAGACAAUGAACUUUAUUGCUUGAUA
Messenger RNA from Vigna angularis (adzuki bean), 1549 nucleotides. Its product is annotated as SUPPRESSOR OF GAMMA RESPONSE 1. NCBI's taxonomy places the organism in Eukaryota, Viridiplantae, Streptophyta, Magnoliopsida, Fabales, Fabaceae. The transcript is spliced from 6 exons. The record is from RefSeq and is a predicted model, not a curated record. Gene Ontology annotation, biological process: regulation of DNA-templated transcription. The coding region runs from base 133 to 1383 and encodes 416 amino acids. Gene Ontology annotation, cellular component: nucleus. Gene Ontology annotation, molecular function: transcription cis-regulatory region binding; DNA-binding transcription factor activity.